AUGGCUGAGAUCAGGUUAAAGAGAAACUAUUGGUUCUUUUUACAGACUUUAGCUUUGCUACAAUUAGGUUGUAGCAUUUGUGCUUUAUCAGAUGCAACUACACCAGACAACACUUUUUAUGAGGAGCCAGAUCUAGUUUGUGAAGAGCAGAAUUUAGAAUAUAAACACCCUCUAUUUCAAAGGGACUAUUCUGCUUUCAAGUUUACAGUUCAAGAUCAUAAAGGAGAACUGCAUCCUCUCAUCUCUAAUUCCUCCUGCGGACUAUGGGUUGCUCCUGACUCUGAAUCGCUGCUUGUAUAUGCCGAGUACGAUGGCUGCUACGUUACCCUGAAGGACAAAUACUAUUUAAUGACUAUGUUCAUAGAAUUGAAUUCAACUGGAGAAUGGGAAAAAUAUGAGACUGAAACUUUAAGGUGCCCAGUAUUUCAAGCAAUGGAUGCUCCCACGCAUAAUAUGUGCUCGGCUGUUCAUAUAGACAAUAGGUUUCCCUGUGCUAGUCCCAUUACCUCGCAGGAAUUCUGUAUUCAGCACGGUUGCUGCUAUGACCCAAGUGAUCCAAGCACUCCUUGCUAUUUCAGCAACAAAGUUACUGCCCAGUGCACUGCAGAUGGGGAAUUUUCAGUUGUGAUCUCCAAGGAUCUCACAUGGCCACCACUUAAUCUGAGCUCUCUUAGAUUUCCUUUUGGAAAUAGCAAUGAAUGCAGCCCAGUGAUGCAAAACACUGCAUUUCUCCAAUUCCAGUUUGCUUUGUCUGACUGUGGGACAACACGUAAGGAGGAUGGUGAAAAUGUGAUAUAUGAAAAUGAAAUAAUAGCCAGGAAAGAAGUCAAAACGUGGAAUGGGGCAUCAGUUACCAGAGACAGCACAUUCAGGAUGCAUAUUCGCUGUAGCUACACUGUCACUGGCUCUGUCCCUCUGAAAGUAGAGGUUGCCAUGCUGUCCCCACCACCUCCAGCUUCCAGCUACGGACCUCUGACUAUGGAAAUGAGAAUUGCCAAAGAUUCUCAGUACAAACAGUACUAUGGUCUUGACGAUUACCCUAUUGUAAAAGUUCUCAGUGAACCGGUAUUUGUAGAAGUUCGCAUUUUACAAAGAAGUGACCCAGCCUUGGCUCUAAUCCUGAACCAGUGUUGGUCAACCUCCUCUGAAGAUCUUUUGCAGAAACAAUGGCCACUCCUUAUAGAUGGGUGCCCAUUUUCUGGAGAUAGCUACAAAACCCAGGUGAUAUCUACUAAGGAAAUUGCCAGUGAGGACAUUCCCUCCUACUAUAAACGUUUCAUUGUAAGAACAUUCAGUUUUGUCUCUAUCUCCCCUCUAAGCUUGGAAGGUUUGAUAUACUUCCACUGCAGUGCUUCUGUGUGUGUUCCAUCCUCCCUAGAUUCCUGUGAAACAAAGUGCAGCUCAGUAAAAAAGAAAAGAACAGUUCAUCAUAAUCAGAAUUUAAGUUUAGAAGGUUCAAUAACAGCAGGACCCAUUAAAUUCCAUCUGGAUUAUGAAGAAAAGUCUCAUAUCCAGGAAGGUAGCCAUCAUGUCAGGUCUUCACAAGUGGAGUGGAUAUUUGCAGUUGGAGUAAUGUUAGCUGGAAGCAUUGCUGGAAUUCUGUUUGGAGCAAGGCAUUGUCUGCUUAAAGAAAAACAAUACAAUAAUGAACAUAUAAGAGUAUGA
Messenger RNA from Bombina bombina (fire-bellied toad), 1665 nucleotides. RefSeq names its product zona pellucida sperm-binding protein 4-like. Gene Ontology annotation, cellular component: egg coat. Gene Ontology annotation, biological process: prevention of polyspermy; binding of sperm to zona pellucida. Gene Ontology annotation, molecular function: acrosin binding; structural constituent of egg coat. The record is from RefSeq and is a predicted model, not a curated record. The coding region runs from base 1 to 1665 and encodes 554 amino acids. Lineage: Eukaryota; Metazoa; Chordata; Amphibia; Anura; Bombinatoridae. The transcript has 12 exons.